AUGGUGUAUAGGUGCAGGGUUAGAUGGUGGUGCAAUGUAAGUUUAUCCCAUUCCCCUUUAUUUGUUGGUUUCGUCACAAUGUGGAAUUCACAUUCAGAACUGAGAAAUGCAGCAAUAUUCCAAAAAGUGGCUAGUCGGCAGGAAAUUCACAAGAAGAAGCCGAAACUCGGGUGGUUUAACUUACCCCACUCUCCCCUACUGCUCUGCCCUUGAGUUCAGACGUGGCGCCGGGUCUGAACUGUCUUUAUACCUCAGAGGUCUGAACACCAAGUUCCAGGAUAUCAUCAUCUACACUACAGACAGACCAUAAUUUCAACCCAACUUAUCCUGGUUCGUAACAUUUUUUCCCCCCAGCCAGGCCUAUAGUUGUUUCCAGCUAUCAAGAUAAGUCAACUAUCCAGAAGUCUGAGAACAUGUGGCGGAAGGCUGCGGGAGCUGCCCUGUUGGCCUUGGCCGUUGGAUACUUCUACCACACCAACCCUGAGCUGCCUGAACAAGUUCUCCAGUACUUGUCCCUGCCUCAUCCAUCCACUCAGAGCGACCCAACCUUGGAGCAGAUUAUCUCCACUGCCUGGGAGACCCUAAUAACGGCCCCCGCCAGUCAGUGGGGCAGAGUGGCAGUAGGGGUGAAUGCAUGUGUGGAUGUUGUGGUGUCGGGGAUAGGACUGCUACAGGCUUUGGCUGUGGAUCCUGGGUUGGGCCGUGACCAUGAAGUGUUACACUCUAAAGAGGACCUGAAAGAAGCUUUCAUCCACUACAUGGAGAGGGGGUCCGCGGCGGAGCGUUUCUUCACCGACAAAGAGGUCUUCCAGAGGAUUGCACGGGCCGCUGCAGAGUACCCUGGUGCUCAGCUAUAUGUUGGAGGAAAUGCUGCUCUCAUUGGACAGAAACUUGCCACAUACCCUAAGCUGAUGGUUCUGCUAUGUGGGCCUGUUGGGCCUAAACUACAUGAGAUGCUGGACGAGCAAAUCGUUGUACCCCCCGAGUCCUUGCAGGAGACUGAUGAAUAUCACCUAAUUCUGGAGUACAAAGCAGGGGAGCAGUGGGGUGCGACACGGGCUCCCCAAGCCAACCGCUUCAUCUUCUCCCAUGACGUGUCCAAUGGGGAGAUGAGAGCACUGGAGAUGUUCGUGGCCAGCCUGGAUGAGUUCCAGCCAGACCUGGUGGUCCUGUCCGGUCUGCACAUGAUGGAGGGCCAGGGGAGGCAGAUGUGGGAGCAAAGGCUCAAAGAGGCAGUGGCGGCCAUUUCUGACGUCCGCAAUGCGGUACCCGUCCACCUGGAGCUAGCAAGCAUGACUGACAAAGACUACAUGAACAGCAUCAUGCAAGAGCAGGUCAUGCCCAUAGUGACAUCCAUCGGGCUGAAUGAGCAGGAGCUACUUUUCCUCUCCCAGGCCGGCACAGGGCCUCACGCUGAGCUGGCCUCCUGGGGGGGCAUACCGGAUGUAGGCCGCGUCAGUGACAUCCUCCUGUGGGUCCUUGAGCAGCAUGGACGCAGUGACCCCGAGUCGGAGGCUGACCUCACGCGUAUCCACUUUCACACUCUGGCGUACCAUGUCCUUGCCACUGUGGAUGGGCACUGGGCCAACCAGGUGGCCGCCGUGGCAGCAGGGGCCCGUGUGGCCAGCAUCCAGGCCUGCGGCCUCCAAAGCAUAGAUGCCAGUAAGGUGGUCCUUAGAGCUCCGCUGGAGUUCCACAGCUCCCACGGCGAACCUAGAGAGAAGUUGUCCCUGAACCCAACUGAGCCUGUCACUGUUUGGCACCGUGGCAACGUGACCUUUCACCUUGCACCCGUGCUGGUCUGCAAGCAGCCACUCCGGACAGUAGGGCUUGGGGACGCCAUCUCAGCAGAGGGGCUCGUAUACUCUGAGAUCAGGCCACAGCUGCCAUUUUUGUGAGGUCCUUUUUUGUUGCACUCUUGUUCUUUUAUUGUAUGGUGGUGUGCACCAUAUCUCCCCAACCCCAACUAACCAGUGAUGUCUUUACCUGUACUGUAGCUUUUUCUUGGGUUGAAAUUCUGAUCCUUGGUUAGCUAAGUAUUUUGCACUGGGCACAGUUUAAGCCAUUUCUGUAACUCCAAGGAGUUGUGCUGGGUUACCUCUGAUUUCAUUUGCCUUGUGAAAAUUCUAUGUAAAUGUUUGUGUACAAAGACAAUGCCAAAGCUGCUUGUCAGUUUGGUUUGGAGGGGGAAAUGGAAAAACAUUCAGCGAUAUGGUCUCCAUAAGUAGCGGUGCGAUUUCAGACAGGGUUUGAGCUUUCAUGCUGCACAAUAGAGGAGCAACCUCCUGUGCACAUAUGCAGAUGCUGAACAGUGCCAAUGAGUUCAGCCUCUUGCAUCACACUCUUUUGGAAGUUUAUUUUCACAUCAUCUCGCUGAGUCUUAGUUCAAUUUCCUUCAAUAAUCUUUUCUUGUUGACCCUGUUCAGAACAAGCUCCCUCAUCCAAGCACUAUAGUUGGGGAAAGUGGGGUAAGUUGAGCCAAAUGGUUAGUUGAGCCACCCCUUGUUUCUAGGAAACUAUACAUUUUGUGUAUCAUGUGACCAAAUAUUUAGGAAGAGGUCAUAAUUUCAUGGAGUCUGGAAAGGAACAAACCACAUGGAAAAAGUGGUCCAAAGGGUAAAAAAAAAAAAAUCACUGUCAAAUGAAUUUCUGUUAUAGGUUUCAUGUUUGUAUCUAAACCAAAGUAGAUUGUUUUAUACAUCAGUUGCCGCUUCUAUAAGCUGCAAUAUGAGGUCCUAAACCUAGCAUUAAAGUGCAUCCUUGUUGCUACAGUAUAUGGGCUAAUAUAGUCAGUUUGCCUCGAGGUAAAUUGAACCAAUCACUACCAUACCCCAUACAAAUUAUGAUUAUUUGGUUAGUUUUAUGCACAAUAUGCAUAGUAUUUUAGCAAUGUGUCAUGCAUAUGAACUCGAGUAGUGUAUUUUUAUUGUUACAGCGCAGACAUCAUGCCACGUGUGUACAAACGUAAAACAAGCAGGGGUCUAGUCCCCCUUUAGCUUCUUGAGAGCAGCCAAGGAAGGGAAGAAGUCCAUUCAAGCAGCAGCAGCAAUGGAUGAAAAAAAUGUACUGAAUGACACCUGAAGAGGUACUAUAAUUUUCACCGCGAGUAAAAUACAUGUUUGAUUUUUAAAAAAAGACAGUCCUGAUGGAAAACCACAUUUCUUAGUAAACUUUCCAAAUGUCGACAAAACAAAAUAUGCCAGACAAGGGUGGGAUCUUUUUGUGUCUAUAAAAUGAGUUAUGUGAGAAAUGGUGGUGGAAAAGCUUUUAUGCAUAAAUAUUGAUUUAACUAUAUCAAUAACCACCAGGCAUUAUACACAAGGCUCAUUCCUCUGCACAGGUGUUGCUGCUACCUGGCAGAUCUGGAUAAGUAUUUUAUAUAUCAGCCAUAUACACAUGUUAUAACAAUCUGUCAGUCAAUGACACCGUUGAUGUGGCACGCAAACAUUGGUUGAUGCAUGCAAUGUCUGAGCAGGGGAAUGUGACCAAGGUCUUAUCUGACGACAUGGGAGUCUGUCUUGCUAAACAUAUCAAUAAUCUUGCGGACCAGUUUUAUGGGCUUAGUAGCCUCAAAUACAGAGAACAUGCCCAUGAUUUGGCACAUCAAAACUAUUUCCGUGUCCCAGACAACUGCUUAAGAAAUUGUAUAGUAAGUGGUAUUGAACAGCGAGAUCUAUAUCAAUGUAGGCAUACAUUUAACAUAUACAAUAUACCACACUCCCAUCCAUGAAUUAAACAUUGCCCUACCAGCAUCAUCACCCACUUAGGGUAAGUUGUGCCUAGAGACCACUUUUUGUGAACAGGUAUGUUUUCAAAACGUAUACUAUAUUUCCCUUGACAUAGUGAUGCUGAAUGUAAAAUAGUAGAAUCUCACAACUACAUCCCCUCAUUACAAUCAAUACAAACUGGGGCUGAAGUUAACCAUCCAGACAGUUUUUUGUGGAGAUUUGGUCAUUUAGUUUUCAUUUGGCCAAAUGAAUACAUUUAAUCCAUCAAUGAAAACAGUGAUGACGCAAAAACAAAUGUUAUUUUGGGUUGAUGCGAUAACUUGUUACUUAAAUUAAGGGGUAAUAGUAAACUAUUAGGGCUUCAUUCAGGCUUAAAGUGUCCCCUUUUUUAAUGGAGCCUUUACAGGUUUCCAUGUCAUGCAGAUGAUAGGACCUGUUCAAUACCCACAAAGUGCAGUAGGAAGGGUUGUGGCUGACAUGUCCUAUGACACGCCCAGCAGACAAGGCUGGUAUGGAAGAUUGCUCACCCAGACUGGGUUUCCCAAAAUCGGUGCACGUUUUGGUUUUUGCUCCGUCACGAUACACCUGUUUCAAAUAAUCAACUAAUCAUCAAGCUUUGAUCAUUUGAAUCAGCUGUGUAGUGUUAUGAAAAAAACAAAACGUGCACCCCUUGGGGUCCCGAAAACCGAGGUUGGGAAACGCUGCAGUAGUAACUCUUUAGCACAUCUGAUGAGACUGCUAACUAUUCUAGUACUUGGCUGCUGUCCUCUGGCUAGCUGUUUGCCCUGUCACUCUCUGUUUGAAUAUUUUGAAUGCCAGUAGCACACAAAAGCUGUACUCCUACAGCUGUCAUGACAUCCACCUAAGCCGUAAAUAAUAUUUGGAUCUCUUGUCCGCAAUGGCAGACGUACACAAGCAUUCCAAGCCCAUCUGUAUCCUUGACUCACAACUGGGUCAAGCAGACUAUGAGGGGUGAAGUGUGCCAGUGAAAUACUUCAUAUUAUUGUGAAUUGUCACUUUUUGUUCAGCUAUUUGGAUUAACUUUACAAGUAAACAUGUAAAUUAUACCUGUUACACUGCAACUAAUGAAGCCCCUUGUUAAAAUUCCUACAAAGACGGAUUGUUACUGACAGGGUGCUGUUGGACAUUGCACACAGCAGACUGUGAUGAAAGUCUGCAGACCCAGUAUGACGAGAGUACGAUCUAGUACUUUUCUAUUGUCCUCUGGCUAGCUGCUUCCUCUAGCUUCUGCCAGUGACUGAAUGAUACAAUGAAUAAUGCAAAGAUGUACUUCUACGGCUGUGUAGUCUACUCUGUUGCUGUCAGGACAUCCACCUCGCAGCCGGAAAGUACUAUGCUAAUCUCCAGUCCACAAUGGCGGACGUACACAAGCAUUCCAAGCCCAUCCUUGACUCACAACUGCAUCAAGUGCAGAUUGUGUGGUGUCAAGCAAUAGAAUAAAACAUAAUAUUAAUAUUCAGAGUUGCUGCUUUCCACCCCAGCUAAUUUGUAAAGAUUUAGGGCUGUCUUGUUUAUCCUAUGUAGGACAUGCCACAUGGGCAAUUCAACAUGUAAAUAAUUCCUGGUAACUGAUGGAGCCCAUCAUUUCUACGUCUUGGUAUACGCCAUGUUUAUUGGUUUCACAUCAAUUGUGACCUUGAGUAAUUAAGUAGAGGAAAGAUCCAUUUUAAAAGUAUUUGAAAGCACCAUCCACGCUCAAAUAUCACCUUACUGCUAUAAAGAACUGGAAGGAUUUUUUUGUUGUUUUGAUGCCCUAGGUACAUUUUUGCUUUGUUGCUGCGAAACUGAGAAUUGGGAUGGUACAAAACAGAGCAAUCAUAAGCUAUGCAGAACUUAUUUGUCUCGAAUCUCAUUGCUUUCUUAGCCUGGUGGAACCAGACAAAGCUUAUGAUAGCUCACAUUGUUUCACUUAAAUGAAACUUGAGCAUAGCGGUCAGUCUGCUUCAUAUAGAUCCUAUUAAAUUACUAGAGAGCAUAUGUCAUGAACCCUCAAAGUUCCAUAAUGGUAUGAUAAUGGCAGCCAUUUUGGUCAGGGAGAAAUCCAAACCACUCUAGUUGCGGGAAAUGGGUUCAUGUUAAUUGAACGCAGACGUUCCAUUGACCAGAAUGGCGCACAAUCAACAAAUCUGAUCUAACAAUUUGGAGAUUCUUCAAAUCAGUCAUGAUUUAUGUAUUGUAACAGGCCCACAAUGUGCUUACUUGAGUCCGAUUUUGAUACAUUUGGCUGUUUUUGCUGCAUGUAGAGGCUGUCCCUUUUCAGGUAUAGAAGUGACUGCUAAAUGCGAACUCCCUUUCGUAUAAACUGGUUAGCAUAGAGAGUACAUUUGACCUUUAUACCGCAUAUAUUUCGAAUGAAUAGCAGAAGAGGCAUAGGUGAUGCGUUUCCUGCUUGUACCUAUGCAGGAACAUAAAAGGCAUGCGAUAUCAGAAAUUGUGUAAUAGAAUUGUCAACCUAAAAUACUGUCAUAAUUAUAAAUACAGUUUAUACAGGUUUUAUUCCAAUGUUCUGUAUAAAUAACCUCUAAAAUAUGUAAACCGACCAUAAAUGUCCACAUUUUUGUUUUCUUGGAAAGCUGUGAGUGUUAUUAUAUGAGUACUUCAUAUCAUCAACUGAUUUCAGACCGUGUAUGGCUGUGGAUCGACUGCAUUGUUUGUUUGGAAUGUUAAUUAGAAAACAUUUAUGGAAUCAUUCCACUAAAACUGGUUGGCUAGCUAACAAACAUACAGUGCAGAUAAUCGUCAAAUUCAUUGUUUUACACAAUAGCGUAUCCAGUGGUGGCUGGUGGCACUUUAAAUGGGGAGGACCUGCUCAUAGUAAUGGCUUGAAUGGAAUGGUAUCAAUCACCAACCAUCCUCCCCUCAACAGCUUCCCCUGCUCUUAUCACAGCACUGGCUGACCAUGGUUGACCAACUCCCUUACCAAAAUGGCUGAUCUUUUAUACUGUCAUGAGAAGGUUCAUGUCCAUUCUAGUAUUCUAAUUCCUAAUUCUAUCGUCUGCUUGACCAAGCUACUGCUUUAUUGUAUGGUCAUGGGAAUGUGCCAGUCUUCUUUGACAGAUUUGUGUUUAAAUAGUGACUGUUAAAUAUGCAUUUAGUAAGAAAUUGAGUAUUCCUUUUCAUUGCAGUGAAAAUGUUAGGUACAAUGGUUUGGUAAUACAGUUUGAGAGUUGCUAGGGUUUUCAGGGCAUUCUUCUGAGGCUGGUGAGACAUAUGCCUACUUCCUUCGCUGAUUUCAUCUGUUGUUUUUGUUCGAUAAAUUCACAUCCUACCGUUUGAUUGACACUCAUCAUUGUGGAUGUUGCCCCUUGGAUGGAGCUAUGAUCAAAUUUGGGUGUAGCUGCCAUCAACCACAACUUUUAUAUGCAUAAGUAGGUUUCACAAAUUUUUGUCGGCAAUAUGACAGCAUACAUAUCGUGGUUACUUCCUGCUUACAGAUACUACCACCAACAACAAUAUUCAAGGUGCAGUGGCUAGAUGUAGGUGCGAGCAUAGAUUAUUUACUACUAAUUUUCCAAAGAUAAUUUAGUAUUUACCAGGUAUCAUUAAAGAAGCAUUCUGCCUUGUUCGUGUCUAGUUUAGUCAUUUGUAGCUCUAUUGAGUUUUCAGCACUUUAAAAUUAUACUAUUUGAUGUAAUUUCCUAUUAACACCCAUGUCUUACUGUCAAGGAUAGCAACAAUUAUGCUAGCUCAUUAGGCGGAAACACUGCAACUUAACAACUAGACCUCCUUUUGAAGUUUACUUCAACUGGUACCGGGCUACCUUCAAACAAGUUUUGUAAGUGUCCUAGAGCAAAACAAGCAACACGUUCGUGAGAGUCUCACCUUUCCAUAGAGUGAUCAUAUUAGUUUGUAGGUCAAACCGUUCGGACACUACAGAUGUUUGUAAGAAAACCGAUUUUUGGUAUGUUUCAUGGUCUGACAAAAGCUGCUGUAGCUCGGCCACCUUCCCCCGCAGAUGUGGAAGGCUGUCAUUGGCGUAUGCGCUGGAUUGAGACGCAGCCCAUGCAACAACAACAAAAACAUCUCUAGUUUAAAACACGGAUUUUGAUGGGUAUGUUUUUAUUAUGUUGAUUAGAUUUCCGCGGGGGCGCGGACAUCGACUCUAUGGGGUUAAAAUGUUUAUGGAAAUAUAUAUGGAAGUAGUUUAGUGCCAUAAAAAGGGGUUAAAUAUGGGAAUUAAAAAAUAUAUAUAAUUUCAGAUAUAGGACAGACACUUUAAAACAAACUUCCUUUUGAGUCUGAAUCUGUUACUCAAUGCGUUGCUAUGGGCAGUAAGUAAGCAGUAAGUUUCCCCCCAAAAAUAAAUUUGCUUUAAUAUAUUGAUACCUAAAUGGGUCCUAAAAUUCUAUAUCAGAUAAAUAAAUUAUCCUUGGUAUGACCAUCGUAAAACACCCCCCCCCCCACCAGCCCUAUAAUUUGUAAAUAUUUCACAAAUAAAUCAGACACCAUUCUCUUAAAAUAUAGUAUUCGGUUUGAAGAUCAAAUACAGCUUCAGUUGACUGAGCCCUUGAUAAUGGGGCAGUUAUACACAAAAUACUCCAUAUGUACAUACAUUGUUUGUCGAUUAGCAGAGUAUGGAAAUAAAUUUUUUCCAGUACAAGUAGCUGUGUAAUAUGUGGGGAAAUAAUCUGUGAAUUUUAGAGAUCAAAUGUUUUUUUGUGUGUCAGUGAUAUGCUUAGAAUUCUAGUGAGAAAAUCAGGAAUUUGUCUUAAACUUUGUCUACAACCGUACGGUGGACUCCAUAAUGUUAAUCAUGGGCACAAUCUGUUCUAUGGAAAUAUACUGUACUCUCACCAUAAUAAUGUGGACCUUGAACAUAUGAGUACAAUAAUUAUUUAUUCAAAAUCUAUUCUAAAAUAUAAAAUAAUUAUUACUCAAGAAUUGUUCAGACAUUUGUGAAUUAGUGUCCAUUAUGCAAAGUCUUACUGGAUUCCCUUUUCUUUUGUCAUCUGAUGUUAAGACUGGAACUCAACUGAUAUCUUAAGUUUGGAAAUGUUUUUAUAUUAAUAAAGUCUCCUAUUUUCAUGUCAA
This is a messenger RNA of Oncorhynchus gorbuscha (pink salmon), 8780 nucleotides long. RefSeq names its product ADP-dependent glucokinase (gene adpgk). The transcript is spliced from 8 exons. Lineage: Eukaryota; Metazoa; Chordata; Actinopteri; Salmoniformes; Salmonidae. Gene Ontology annotation, biological process: glucose metabolic process. The record is from RefSeq and is a predicted model, not a curated record. The coding region runs from base 414 to 1898 and encodes 494 amino acids. Gene Ontology annotation, molecular function: ADP-specific glucokinase activity. Gene Ontology annotation, cellular component: endoplasmic reticulum.